Fonsecaea nubica is the source of this 1887-nucleotide messenger RNA. RefSeq lists its product as hypothetical. Gene Ontology annotation, biological process: reductive iron assimilation; cellular response to iron ion starvation. Gene Ontology annotation, molecular function: copper ion binding; ferroxidase activity. NCBI's taxonomy places the organism in Eukaryota, Fungi, Ascomycota, Eurotiomycetes, Chaetothyriales, Herpotrichiellaceae. The record is from RefSeq and is a predicted model, not a curated record. Gene Ontology annotation, cellular component: high-affinity iron permease complex. The coding region runs from base 1 to 1887 and encodes 628 amino acids. The transcript has a single exon.
AUGGCGAAGCUUGUCCAGACGCUGUUCGCCUCGCUGGUGGUUUUGCUACUCACCAGCUGGACCACCGCCAAAACCGUCACAUAUGACUUCAAUGUCAGUUGGGUAAUGGCCAAUCCAGAUGGGUUGGCCGAGAGAAAAGUGAUUGGCAUCAACGGGCAAUGGCCUCUCCCCGUAAUCGAGGUCGAUAAGGGCGAUCAGCUGGUAGUCAACAUGUACAAUGGCCUGGGCGACAAAAACACCAGCAUCCACUUCCACGGCAUGUUCCAAAAGGAUACCAGCAACAUGGAUGGCCCGUCAAUGGUGACUCAGUGUCCCAUUCCGCCCGGGUACAGCUUCACGUACAACUUCACCGUGAACCAGAAUGGCACGUACUGGUAUCACUGCCAUACUGACUUCUGCUACCCCGACGGCUACCGCCAGGCUUUGAUUGUGCAUGACAAGGAUGCCUUCUUCAACGAAGACUACGAGGAGGAAUUCACCAUCACUCUCAGCGAUUGGUAUCACGAUUUUGUCGAGGAUAUCCGGUUCCUGUCAUUGUACAACCCCACCGGAGCCGAACCCGUCCCCAAGUCGUUCCUGUUCAACGACACCCAGAACUCCAGCAUCCCCGUCAAGCCCAACACGACGUAUCUACUCAGGCUGAUCAAUAUUGGGGCGUUUGUGUCGCAGUUCUUCUACAUCGAAGACCACACCUUCAAGAUCAUUGAGAUUGACGGUGUCUACACCGAGCCGACCGAAGCCGACACGCUGUACAUCGCGGUGGCCCAGCGGUACAGCAUUCUGCUGACGACAAAGAAUACGACCGACAAGAACUACCCGAUCGUCACCGUCGCCGACUCAGACUUGCUCGACGUGAUCGAGCCCGAUCUCCAGCUGAACAACACCAACUGGCUGCAAUACAACGCCGACGCGGCGCACCCGCAGGCGGUCAUGAAGGUUGACGCCUCAUCAGAGUUGGUGCCCUUUGACGACAUCACGUUGAUCCCGUACGACCACAUGGAGCUCCUACCAGAGCCCGAUUUUGAGAUCAGCGUAACGGUCAUCAUGGACAACCUGCGCAACGGGUUUGGGUACGCAUUUCUGAACGAUAUCACGUUCACGCUGCCCAAGGUGCCCACGCUGUAUACGGUCAUGUCAUCAGGCGGGAUGGCCACCAGCCAGGAGAUCUACGGCGAAUUCACGCACCCGAUGGUGCUCAAGCACAACGACGUGGUGCAGCUGGUGCUCAACAAUAACGACGGCGGCACGCAUCCGUUCCAUUUACACGGCCACAACUUCCAGGUCAUUGAACGCGCACCACCCUAUGGCGAGCACUUUAACGACUUCGCCGACGGCGACCCAGUACCCUACGACCCCAACAACCACUCGGAGUUCCCAGCGUUUCCCGCACGCCGCGACGUCUUCGUCCUGCCCCCGCAGGGACACUACGUCAUCCGCUUCGUGGCCGACAACCCGGGCGUGUGGUUGUUCCACUGCCACAUUGACUGGCAUUUGGCGCAGGGCCUGGCCAUGGUCCUGAUCGAGGCGCCGCUCGAGAUCCAAAAGACCCACCACAUCCCGCAGCAGCACUACGACGUGUGCCGCGCUGGGGGGAUCCCCAUCCAGGGCAACGCCGCCGCCGACGACGAAGACCUGCUUGACCUCGAUGGCCAGAACGCCCAGGUCGGGCCUUUGCCAGGUGGCUUCACCGCGCGGGGAAUCGUCGCGCUUGUGUUCUCCUGCAUCAGUGCUGUUAUUGGCAUGGCUUUCAUCACCAUCUACGGCCUCUCGGAGCCAAAAGUGCUGCACAAGGACGUUGAUCCGGCCGAUGAGGACGCCCUUCAUGACGAGAACGUCCCCGCUGCUUCGGUCGAGCCCAAGGUCGCCGCGGCGGCGGCUCAAGGUUAG